GUUACUGAAAGUAAGUUAAAGAUAUAUCAUCCGCCUCUAACUUUGAGAUUUCUUGUCCCACCACUUUAGAAUGUAAAAUAAGUUCUGAAAUGUAAGACACGCCCUCUGCUUAGCGUCAGAGUUCAGUUCGGCCCUUUUACGAACUUUUGCCGACUCUGUCAACAACCUUUCGGAUUGUCCCAUGUGGAAACCCCGCCCCCCUGCGUUGCACGAGGAACCGCCGUGCUGUUAGCAGCCACGUCAGUGGGUGAAUGUGAUAAUACAACAAGCUGUCCUUUGCUUCCCGUAGGUGGCUAGGGGCUGUGCGGAGCCCCUUUGGUUCAGAUCUGGCACUAUGGUGGUGCUAACAAUGAUUGCCAGAGUCCAGGACGGACUUCUACUGGCAGCAUCUAUGCAGGAAAACGAACAGUCUGGAAGAAGCCUUCAAGAAUACCAGAUGCAAGCCAAACAACUGUUCCGCAAGCUGAAUGAGCAUUCUCCUUCACGGUGUUCCUUGGAGGCAGGACCCAUGAUGUUCCACUACCUUAUUGUACAAGGGGUGUGUUACCUCAUUCUGAGUGAAGCAGCCUACUCCAAGAAGUUGGCCUAUUCCUAUCUGGAGGAGUUGCAAGCAGAAUUCAGUGAACUUUAUGGAAAGAAAGUUGCCACUGUGUCCAGACCAUAUGCCUUCAUAGAGUUUGAUAGUUAUAUCCAGAAGUUAAAGAAGACCUACAUUGAUUCAUGGUCCCGACGCCAUCUCAGCUCUAUUAACACUGAACUACAGGAUGUGCAGAAGAUUAUGGUAACAAAUAUUGAAGAAGUCCUCCAGAGGGGUGAGGCCCUCUCAGCUCUGGAUACCAAAGCAAGUAAUCUAUCAACACACUCUAAGAAGUAUCGUCAGGAUGCCAAAUACCUCAAUACUAGAUCCACUUAUGCCAAAGUAGCAGCCACAAGCAUAGCCUUCAUCAUGUUGAUGAUCUACAUUAGAUUUUGGUGGUUAAUCUAGAGUGGAUAUUUUGUGAAUACUGUAAUAUGGAUUUCAGCCUUAAAUGGACUGCAUCAUUGUUUGGAUAGCAUGAUGCACAGUAAUUUCAUCAGUGUUUCUGCCUGUUCUGCGGUGUCCUUUUUCUAAUACUGAAGCCUUGAUGACUGAUUGCUGCAGCCAGGCAAAGACUGAAACUGUAAUAUUUUUAUCUGAAUAUUGUACAUUUUUUUUAACAAAAAAGAUUGAGGUUAAGCCAGGUUGUGGAUACUGAUAUUUUGCACACACCUUUUAAGUGUGAUGUAAUUAUUUUUAUGUUGACUUGCACAUGCACAAGCAACACUUGAAUUCAUCAUUGUGUAGUAGCAUUCAUUUGUGCACCUAUCCAUUCGUCUAUCCAGUUUUGGAGUUGUUUGUGUAGACUUUAACCUGCAUCUGUCAUGUUGCUGUAUAGUGCACUGCUGACUGAUGCACUAUAUAGAAAAUCUUAUUGUUGCAGUGAAAUUAUAUAGUAAUAUGCCAGAAUGUGUAAGAAGAGAUAUCCUUAGCCACAAAUGGUCACAAGACUCUCUUAGAAGUAGCCUGUCAAACAAUGUCUUAUCAGUCAGUAUGGUGGGGUCACUGCUGUUGCUCAAGUCCUCAGUGGUCUGUAAACAGAUAAUCAUUGAGUGUGUAAAUGGCAUUAGUUACUUGUACAGAGUCAAGCCAUCUUCUACUGAUUUUAACUGUAUUCAUUAGUGUUUUAGCUGCACUUCAGAAGGCAGUUUGAUGGAAGCAUAAUUUUCAAGAUCCAGCAGGAUAAAUAGGGAAAUGAGAGCCAACGUCUACAGCAUCUGUCCCUUUACAUGACUGCAGGCAUGAAAUAAUUAAACAGUCACAUUUUAGAGUGCAAAAGUAAAAAGAAACUACCAGAAGAGGAAUUUUACUUUUAAGCUAGAAAGGUCAGUACAUGCUCAGCAGCUGUAGGACAUAGUUUGUCUUUUUGUUGCUGUUAGUAUAUUGUCUUUUUAUCAAAAGGAAAUAUUCACUAAUCACAAUACUGUUUGACUAGUAGCAAAGUACAACACUGCAGUCUUGUUACAGACUAAGGCUGCAUUGUGAAUUUUUUCAUUGACUUGUGAUAAUGAUUUGCGGGUAUGUCUAAUCAGCAUUAGACUGUACCCCAAUCAUUCAGUUAUGGUUGAACUAGCUGUGGAUUGUGAAUCUGCUCUGAAGUAAAGAGCUUGUACACUGUGCACCAUGCAGACCACAGAUAGGGGCAUUCCUGAACUGGACAUUGGACAAUGGAUGCUUCCACAGAGUGGGCCAGCUGUUAUCUACCUUGACGUCUUUCUGGAAAUCCAGAGGUGUGAGUGUGUUUUGGAAUGGGUUCAGUGUUGUGUUUUUCUGGGUAGGAUCUCCUGAUCUAGCCGCUGAGAUGUGACAUUUUCAUGGAGUGAACAAACUGCUGUUUACCACCCAAGCUUCUGGUUGUGGAAUCUUGAACUGGACUCUGGUCUGCCGGGUUUGUAGCGAAGUGCAUGGGGUUUCCAUAUGGAGCAUAAGUAGAUCAUACUGAAAACUGUGCUUAUGGUGUUGGAGAUGGGUAUUUUUGGGGCAGUACUCGUGAAGUGUCCUCCUUCAAGCUAGACUCUCUAUUGUGCUGGGCCUAUUGCUUGGCUUUAGAAGCAGCUAUCACUGACUGUAUAAUGAAGUAGAGAAAAUAUACUCUACUAAAUCGGGGACAGGCUGUGUCCUUUGUUACAAGGAUGAUCUCCCAUUUCUGUGGAGUAUCUCCUGAGGUUCCUUCAUUCAAGAGUCUUGAGUGUGACAAACCUAUGAGACUGGUGCAAGUUGCAGGAAGAUCUUUGUUCAUGUUGUUUGCAUUUUAUAAUAAAUCCUUAAGAUCUCAAAUUGUUUGCAAGCUUUUAAUUGUCACGGUUAACUAGUAUAAAAAGUCUCUGAAUUUCAUUUAAAACUUCCCUUUUGUUGGAAUAAACAGGACGGUGUUUUGAAUUUUA
Molecule: messenger RNA, 2961 nt
Organism: Protopterus annectens (West African lungfish)
Lineage: Eukaryota; Metazoa; Chordata; Ceratodontiformes; Protopteridae
Product: vesicle-trafficking protein SEC22b-like
Exons: 5
Coding region: 335-985 (216 amino acids)
Biological process (GO): endoplasmic reticulum to Golgi vesicle-mediated transport; vesicle fusion with Golgi apparatus; retrograde vesicle-mediated transport, Golgi to endoplasmic reticulum
Cellular component (GO): endoplasmic reticulum membrane; SNARE complex; ER to Golgi transport vesicle membrane
Molecular function (GO): SNAP receptor activity
Source: RefSeq, a predicted model, not a curated record